AUGGAGCACGAUCAGACCCCAACCCCAACCCACGAUCCCCACGAGGACACCAUUGGCGGCAUCGAGGGCUCUCCCCAUAUCGGCGGCGCCGCUCAGAACAACGGCUAUGCGCGGACAGAGACCCGUCAUCACCACCAAAGCCAGUCCCUCGACCAGGGCCUCUCCAACUCGCCCAGACCAGAAGAUACCAUGGACCCCACGAACCGAUAUACCACGCCCCCCAUCCCUCUAGCGCCGACCAACAUAUCGCGACCCGCCUCUCGUCUCUCCGCCGGCGGCGGCGACCGCAACGUCCAGGGCUACCCCCCGGAGUACUCAUCCCGCGCCGGUCCGAGCGAGCAAAAGAGCCGAGAUCACGUCGUCAUUAAGGUCGGCAUGGUGGGCGAUGCCCAGAUCGGAAAAACAAGUUUGAUGGUCAAGUACGUGGAGGGAAGCUGGGACGAGGAUUACAUCCAGACCCUUGGUGUCAAUUUCAUGGAGAAGACGAUUAGCAUCCGGAAUACGGAGAUUACAUUUUCCAUCUGGGAUUUGGGCGGCCAGCGUGAGUUCGUCAACAUGUUGCCACUCGUAUGUAAUGAUGCGGUUGCCAUUUUGUUCAUGUUCGACUUGACACGCAAGAGCACCCUCAACAGCAUCAAGGAGUGGUAUCGUCAGGGUCGCGGUUUCAACAAGACGGCCAUUCCUAUUCUUGUGGGGACCAAGUAUGACCACUUUGUCAACUUUCCUCGUGAGGACCAGGAGGAGAUUUCAAACCAGGCCCGGCGGUUUGCCAAGGCGAUGCGUGCAGCGCUCAUUUUUAGCAGCACGAGUCACAGUAUCAACGUCCAGAAGAUCUUCAAGAUUGUUCUCUCGAAAGCAUUUGAUCUCAAGUGCACUAUUCCCGAGAUUGAGAACGUCGGCGAGCCGCUACUUCUCUAUCAGUCCUGCUGA
Molecule: messenger RNA, 930 nt
Organism: Scedosporium apiospermum
Lineage: Eukaryota; Fungi; Ascomycota; Sordariomycetes; Microascales; Microascaceae
Exons: 3
Coding region: 1-930 (309 amino acids)
Biological process (GO): regulation of exit from mitosis
Cellular component (GO): spindle pole body
Molecular function (GO): GTP binding; GTPase activity
Source: RefSeq, a predicted model, not a curated record